This is a messenger RNA of Zymoseptoria tritici IPO323, 864 nucleotides long. RefSeq lists its product as uncharacterized. The record is from RefSeq and is a predicted model, not a curated record. NCBI's taxonomy places the organism in Eukaryota, Fungi, Ascomycota, Dothideomycetes, Mycosphaerellales, Mycosphaerellaceae. Gene Ontology annotation, cellular component: ascospore wall; prospore membrane; lipid droplet. The coding region runs from base 1 to 864 and encodes 287 amino acids. The transcript has a single exon.
AUGGCACGAGACCUUGCGACACGAACGGCGCCGAUUCAGCGAUUCGUCCGCUCGAACGUGACGACGGCAUGGUUAUAUCCGAUCAAAGGAAUAUGGUACUUUGCGACGCACCGCUAUCUACAUCCUCUCUUGCGAAGCCGACUGGUACCAUUGACCUUGCUUUCGACUUGCAUCUUGAUCAUCCUCUUCCUCACGGCGUAUCUACCGAUCGUGGCCUUUCUCGCUCUCUUCCAUUACAAAGGCUCAGCAUGGGUCAACGCGACCUUUUUCCUCCUCGCGGUCGGCGCGCUCAUAAUACAAUUGCUCUUUGAAGCCCUGUUUGUGGACGAUACACAGGUCGACAUUUUCGAUGCGGUCUUGGUGGGCGAGGGCUACGAACACUUGGUGAAGAGCAGACGUGAGGUGUCGGACAACAUCGAAGAGAGCGAUCCAUACAAACGAUUGGGGCCACGAGACUCGGGCGCCAAAUUCGCACCCUUCUCCUUUCGCCAGAUCGUGGAGCUGAUCAUACUCCUACCUCUCAACUUCGUUCCGUUCGCCGGCGUGCCUCUCUUUCUUCUACUCACAGGGUACCGGGCUGGACCACUUAUGAACUGGCGGUACUUCCAACUUCGGCAAUUUACGAAGAAACAGAGGAAGGCUUUCACGACCACGAAAAGAAAGAGAUUUGAAUACAUGUGGUUUGGGACAGUACACAUGAUUUUACAGCUUAUUCCAGUUCUGGCGAUGCUGCUGCUUCUCACUACCGCAGCUGGUAGUGCGUUGCUGAGUGUGCGCAUGGAGCAGGAAAGACAGAGCCUCGAACAUGCAGAAGAGCCCAUCAGUGAAGACGAUCAUCCGCCAGCGUAUGCAGACGAGCCAUGA